Exophiala xenobiotica is the source of this 447-nucleotide messenger RNA. RefSeq lists its product as uncharacterized. NCBI's taxonomy places the organism in Eukaryota, Fungi, Ascomycota, Eurotiomycetes, Chaetothyriales, Herpotrichiellaceae. The coding region runs from base 1 to 447 and encodes 148 amino acids. The transcript has a single exon. The record is from RefSeq and is a predicted model, not a curated record.
AUGAUAGCCAACGAAGUCGUUACGGCGAUUCAAGAUCAGCUGGCAAAAAGCCCAACAAGGGAUAUCCAGCUGAGAAUGGAAGGUUUACUGUCAUGGGUGCCACUUCUGAGCAAGCCCAUUCCUGGAAUUGAUACCCCGUUUGCGUACGUUCCUGGUCGCGUGGGCGCCAUGUUUGCCCUACAUCGAGAGGACUGGAAUCUGGCCUCUCUAGAUGUUCUCUACCGAGGCAGGAAGAUGUGGGAAGGAAACGCAUACUCGCAUCGCUCAGGCGAUGCGUUAUCUGCGUGUCUUGCGAAUAUCGCAAUCUCCAGACGACCCAUUCCAAACGAACAAAGCUCAGACUCGACACUGGACUCUGAAUCGAUCGUCACCAGUUUGAAGCCAGUGUGCGAUGCCAGCACCCAAGUACUGGAUUGCAAUUCCCUUGAUCAUCGUGGCACAGGAUAG